UCCCUCCCUCUAAUAUAAAACCCUACAAGCCCCUUUUCUCUCUACAUCAUCCUCUGUGACCUCUGUCCGUCUUCUCCGCCUGCUCAACCCUCUUUCCGUCUCGGUCCUCCGGCGAAUCCUCCCACCAACCAUGUCGUGCUUCAAGAGCAAAUACGAAGCUGAGCUCAUUGCCAAUGCUGCCUAUAUCGGCACCCCUGGGAAGGGUAUUCUUGCCGCUGAUGAGUCCACUGGUACCAUUGGCAAGCGUUUGUCCAGCAUCAAUGUUGAAAAUGUUGAGGAGAAUAGGCGCAGCCUCCGCGAGCUUCUUUUCACCACUCCCGGUGCUCUUGAAUGCCUCAGUGGAGUUAUCCUCUUCGAGGAAACCCUCUACCAGAAGACACAUGAUGGCAAGCCUUUUGUUGAUGUCCUGAAGGUUGGUAAGGUUCUCCCCGGUAUCAAGGUCGACAAGGGCACCGUCGAGCUCCCCGGCACCAAUGGUGAGACCACCACUCAGGGCCUCGAUGGUCUCGCUGAGCGUUGCCAGAAGUACUACGCUGCAGGAGCCCGGUUCGCCAAGUGGCGUGCUGUGCUGAAGAUCGGCCCCAAUGAGCCAUCCCAGCUGGCCAUCAACGAUAAUGCCAAUGGAUUGGCCCGGUACGCCGUGAUCUGCCAGCAGAAUGGGCUGGUCCCCAUUGUGGAGCCCGAGAUCCUUGUUGAUGGACCCCACAACAUCGACAAGUGCGCGGAUGUGACUGAGCGGGUCCUUGCCGCCUGCUACAAGGCCCUCAAUGACCACCACGUCCUCCUUGAGGGUACCCUCUUGAAGCCCAACAUGGUUACCCCAGGAUCUGACUCCCCCAAGGUUGCGCCUGAGGUGAUCGCUGAGUACACCGUCCGGGCCCUCCAGCGCACGGUCCCAGCUGCUGUUCCCGCCGUUGUGUUCCUCUCUGGUGGGCAGAGCGAGGAGGAGGCAACCCUCAACCUCAAUGCCAUGAACAAGCUCAAGGGCAAGAAGCCCUGGUCCCUGUCCUUUUCUUUCGGACGGGCCCUCCAGCAGAGCACUCUCAAGGCCUGGGCUGGAAAGAAGGAGAAUGUGCCAAAGGCCCAGAAGGCGUUACUCACCCGGUGCAAGGCCAACUCUCAGGCCACCCUCGGUACCUACAAGGGUGAUGCCCAGCUCGGGGAAGGUGCAGCGGAGAGCCUUCACGUGAAGGACUACAAGUACUGAGAUCCAUACCUAUUGUGGGGGUUAGGUUUGUGCUUUUUUUUUUUUGGUGCUUUUUUUGAGAAUUAAAAAAAUCGAGUGGUGUGGCGGCAAUCCCCCACGCAAAGUCUGCGGUCCUGUUACUAGUUACACAGAGUUGUUCUAGGGCUUCUUUUUGGAUUUUCCGUUUCCUACUACUGCUCGUUAAAGUUGAUAGCGGACGGUGGCAGAGUAAUAAUGAACUCGAGUUAAGAGCACCUUUUGAGUGUGAUCUUUAAUGCCCUUGAGAGGGGGGUUUAAUUAAUCUUUGAGACUUAACUUUGAUCA
This is a messenger RNA of Punica granatum (pomegranate), 1510 nucleotides long. The record is from RefSeq and is a predicted model, not a curated record. NCBI's taxonomy places the organism in Eukaryota, Viridiplantae, Streptophyta, Magnoliopsida, Myrtales, Lythraceae.